Messenger RNA from Striga asiatica, 1482 nucleotides. The record is from the annotation of a GenBank genome assembly. NCBI's taxonomy places the organism in Eukaryota, Viridiplantae, Streptophyta, Magnoliopsida, Lamiales, Orobanchaceae.
UUGNUUGAAUUUAUUUUUGUUCCUUUUCCACGGUUUAUCGCCUGCGCAUUAAGUUACGAUCUGGUCGGUUUCUGGGUACUUGACAGGGACUUUGCCGAAAGAUAUACUGGGAAAAUUAUGUUGGGGCUUAUAAGGCAAACAGCGGCCUGCAAAGGCAAUCAUGCUUUGAUGAGUUUGGACCAAGCAAUUCGAGCGAUAGGGUCAAGGACGUUUUCUUCUUCUGCCAAGGAGAUGACAGUUCGUGAUGCUUUAAAUUCAGCACUUGAUGAAGAGAUGUCUGCUGAUCCCAAAGUUUUUCUAAUGGGUGAAGAGGUAGGCGAGUAUCAGGGUGCUUAUAAGAUCUCCAAAGGGCUGCUGGACAAAUAUGGACCUGAGAGGGUUCGCGAUACACCCAUCACUGAGGCUGGGUUUGCUGGAAUUGGAGUUGGUGCUGCUUAUUAUGGAUUAAGGCCUGUGGUAGAGUUUAUGACUUUUAACUUCUCCAUGCAGGCAAUUGAUCACAUCAUAAAUUCUGCUGCGAAAUCAAACUACAUGUCUGCUGGUCAGAUAUCAGUUCCUAUUGUUUUCAGAGGUCCAAAUGGUGCUGCUGCUGGCGUGGGUGCUCAACAUUCUCAGUGCUAUGCAGCAUGGUAUGGCUCCAUUCCUGGAUUAAAAGUACUUGCUCCUUAUUCUUCAGAAGAUGCUCGUGGGCUUCUUAAAGCUGCUAUUAGGGAUCCAGAUCCUGUUGUCUUCCUUGAAAAUGAAUUGCUAUAUGGUGAGUCGUUUCCUGUCUCGGCGGAAGUUCUUGAUUCUAGUUUCUGUCUACCUAUUGGGAAAGCUAAGAUAGAACGUGAGGGAAAUGAUGUAACAAUCACUGCUUUCUCAAAGAUGGUUGGCUAUGCCCUUCAGGCUGCUGAGAUUCUUGCAGCAGAAGGGAUUAGCGCCGAGGUUAUAAAUCUUCGCUCCAUUCGCCCUCUCGACCGAGCUGCAAUAAAUGCAUCUGUCAGGAAAACAAAUAGGCUUGUGACUGUUGAAGAAGGAUUUCCGCAGCAUGGAGUUGGUGCUGAGAUCUGUGCUACUGUUGUGGAAGAUAGCUUUGAAUAUCUUGAUGCGCCUGUUGAGAGGAUUGCAGGGGCUGAUGUACCCAUGCCUUAUUCUACAGAUCUUGAAAGAUUGGCUGUUCCUCAGGUUCAAGACAUUGUUCGUGCAGCAAAGAGGACCUGCUUCAGGUCACGUUAAGCGGCCAGAACUAAUCAGAGUUACUAUGCGGCGGCUAAAAUAGUUCCUGCAGAUUAUUCUGUUCAAAUUAUUCUUUUUAUAUCAGUUUUUUUGCCUUGUUCAUCAUUUUCCUUUCAAAACUUCUAAAUCUUUGGCCGCAAAUCGAGUCUGACAUUUCUGAAAGUGUUGAGAGGAUUUUGAUCACGGUAAUGUUAGAGAAUGCAAAAACUGUAAAACAGUGAUUUUGAUUGAAACCAAUGAAGAUAGGAAUAAGAGAAGUUUCUG